AUGGUUUUAUUUGAAAGAGAUGAUUCAAUCAAUAUUGGCCAGAUUAUACAAAAAAGCUCUGCGCCCGAAUUAGGUGAAGAUAUAAUUAAUGAUAACGGUUUAAAUGAAGUAAUUCCUAAUCAACAAAUAUGUUCUUUCUCUUGCUCGUCAACUGCAUUCGAUCUAAACUAUAACUCUCAAAAUAAGAAUUACAGCUUAAAAAGUGUAGAUAGACAAAAUAAAUCUAAUCAAAAACAAGGAAUUAAUUUUGAGAGCGCAAACAUGUAUAUAGGCGAAAAAAAACCAAGGCUUUCAUCAAGAAAAUGUAGGUAUAAAUAUUUAGGCCCGUGGAAAGAUGAUCAAAAAGAAGAAUUUGCAUCAGAAAGUGCUAAAAAUCAAUUUGUUGAGGAGAAUAGAAUUAAUACUCUGGAAAGUGCUGCGAAUGACGAGAUUCAGGGAUCGGAUACUGAUGAUUCAUCAAAAGAUGAAGAACAAUUUUUGAGCACGUUUCUUGGUAAGGAUCUCACUGAUUAUCAAAAUAGAUCUUGGAUUAUCUCUCCCAAUGAAAUUAAAGAAAGACUUCCCAAUGAACAAUGUUGUGCUCCAAAGAGGCUUAUUAAAGUGUUAAAGGCUCAUUCUAUGGGAGUUCAGGCUAUCAGGUUUAUUCCAAAAACUGGGCACUUAUUAUUGUCUGCAGGAUUAGACUCACAAAUAAAAAUUUGGAACUCUGAUAAUAAGUGCACCUAUAUCUAUCAUGGACACAAAAAUGCAGUAAGAGAUAUUCAAUUUUCAAGUGGGAAAAGAGACUGUAAAAGUUUCUAUAGCUGUGGAUAUGACAAGCAAAUAUUAUUCUGGGAUGCUGAAUAUGGAAAAAUUAGGUGGAAAAAUUCAAAUGGCAAGACACCCUACUGUGUUUCUGUCCAUCCAAAGAAUGAAUACAGCAUUAUUGUUGGUUUUAGUAACAAAAAAGCAAUUCAAUACGAUACGAGGGCAAAUGAAGUUGUACAGGAAUAUAAUGAACAUCAAGGAGCGGUCAAUACAGUUACUUUUUGUGAAGACGGCAAGAAGUUUGUUACAACUUCGGAUGAUAAAAAAAUGUUUGUUUGGGACUACGGUAUACCAAUUGUAGUAAAGCACAUUGCUGACCCAUUAAUGCAAUCGAUGCCGUAUGUUACAUUGCAUUCUGAUGGACAAUAUCUGGCUUGCCAAAGCAUGGAUAACAAAAUUUUAGUUUAUGAUACAUAUGCCAAUUAUAGAUGUACAAAAAAGCGCUUCACUGGGCUAAAGAACUCAGGGUAUGCAAUUCAAUGCGAUAUCAGCCCAGAUGGGCAAUAUCUAAUAUCCGGUGACAUUAACGGAAAGCUUCAUUUUUGGGAUUGGAAAACUACAAAAAAUUUCAGAAGUAUUAAUGCUCAUGAAGGGGUAAGCAUAGGUUGCCAGUGGCACCCUGCUUUCCCUUCACGCAUUGCUUCUUGCGGCUGGGAUGGAACUAUAAAAAUCUGGGAGUAA
Messenger RNA from Cryptosporidium ubiquitum, 1488 nucleotides. Its product is annotated as transducin WD-40 repeat-containing protein. Gene Ontology annotation, molecular function: mRNA binding; protein binding. Gene Ontology annotation, biological process: mRNA splicing, via spliceosome. Gene Ontology annotation, cellular component: catalytic step 2 spliceosome. The record is from RefSeq and is a predicted model, not a curated record. Bases 1 to 1488 code for a protein of 495 amino acids. The transcript has a single exon. Lineage: Eukaryota; Apicomplexa; Conoidasida; Eucoccidiorida; Cryptosporidiidae.